Rubroshorea leprosula is the source of this 660-nucleotide messenger RNA. NCBI's taxonomy places the organism in Eukaryota, Viridiplantae, Streptophyta, Magnoliopsida, Malvales, Dipterocarpaceae. The record is from the annotation of a GenBank genome assembly.
CCUAAAUCUGUUCCUACUUGACUCAAAACUUGAACUUAAGAUCUUCAACUUAAAAUCUUCAAUUCUUAACCAUUGAAUCAUCCCUAUUGAGUUAAUCUUAUCCAUGUUACCACUCUUCUAUCUUCAACAAUAUUAGAUUCUCAUCUUCCCUCCAUCAAACAACCAUGAUUUUGUCAAUUUUCAGAAUUCGGCUUUGGAAUAUAAGAAAGUGGUGAAUGCAAAGGAGCAGGUGGUUUCUGGAAUGAUGUAUUAUAUAACCUUGGAGGCAAUGGAUGGUGAUAAGAAGAAAGUCUACGAAGCUAAGGUCUGGGAGAAGCCUUGGUUGAAUUUCAAGGAGGUCCAGGAGUUCAAGCUUGUCGGUGAUGCUCCUGCAGCUUCCAGCACUUAGCUAGGUGACUGAAGGUGAGAUGUUGCUGACUAUGCUUCAUCAGGUCAGGGGUUGAGGAUAUAUAGAACACAUCAGAACACGAUGUUCGUGUUCUGGCUGAAAUAAAUGUACUUCUAAUCUAUCUUAUAAUCAAGUACAGCUAUUUUAAAUUUGCAUAUGAUGAUGCAUACUGAUAAAUACUGUGUGAAAUAAUUUGCUCGUGUAUUGGAAAUUUCAAUUUUUAAGCAAUACUAUCGGAUCUGUUUAUGGAGUAAUUAAAAGGGUAUGUGGCA